AUUCUUCUGUUUGUAAUUUAUGUUGGUAUUUCCAGGUUUGGAGCAAGCCGUGGUGGUCCUCUUCCUCCAAAGAAGUUUGGUAACCCAGGGGAGCGCUUACGAAAGAAAAAAUGGGACUUAAAUGAACUGCCCAAGUUUGAGAAGAAUUUUUACGUGGAACAUCCAGAAGUGGCCAGGCUUACUCCAUAUGAAGUUGAAGAACUGAGAAGGAAGAAAGAGAUAACAAUUCGAGGAAUGGAGGGCUGCCCCAAGCCUGUGUUUGCCUUCCACCAAUGCAGCUUUCCACAGUAUGUGAUGGAUGCCCUGAUGGACCAGAAUUUCACAGAACCCACUCCAAUUCAGUGCCAAGGCUUUCCACUUGCUCUCAGUGGUCGUGAUAUGGUGGGCAUUGCACAGACUGGCUCUGGGAAGACACUCGCAUACCUGUUGCCUGCAAUUGUUCACAUCAACCACCAGCCAUAUUUGGAGAGAGGGGAUGGCCCAAUUUGCCUGGUUCUUGCACCUACCAGGGAGCUGGCCCAGCAGGUGCAGCAGGUGGCUGAUGAUUAUGGCAAAUGUUCAAGGCUGAAGAGUACCUGCAUUUAUGGAGGAGCACCCAAAGGUCCCCAGAUCAGAGAUCUAGAAAGAGGUGUGGAGAUCUGCAUUGCUACACCGGGUCGCUUGAUUGACUUCCUUGAGGCAGGGAAGACCAACCUUCGUCGGUGUACAUACCUCGUGCUGGACGAAGCAGACAGGAUGUUAGACAUGGGCUUUGAACCCCAGAUCCGCAAAAUUGUUGACCAGAUCAGGCCUGACAGACAGACCCUGAUGUGGAGUGCCACCUGGCCCAAAGAAGUGCGCCAGCUUGCUGAGGACUUCCUGCAGGACUAUGUUCAGAUCAACGUGGGGAACUUGGAGCUGAGCGCCAACCACAAUAUCCUGCAGAUAGUGGAUGUGUGCAUGGAGAGUGAGAAAGACCAUAAACUGAUACAGCUAAUGGAAGAAAUCAUGGCGGAGAAGGAAAAUAAGACCAUCAUCUUUGUGGAGACAAAGAGACGAUGUGAUGAUCUCACUCGAAGGAUGCGCAGAGAUGGUUGGCCAGCUAUGUGUAUCCAUGGAGACAAGAGUCAGCCAGAAAGAGAUUGGGUGCUUAAUGAGUUUCGCUCUGGAAAGGCUCCUAUCCUCAUUGCUACCGACGUUGCAUCUCGUGGGCUAGAUGUGGAAGACGUUAAAUUUGUGAUAAACUACGACUAUCCGAACAGCUCUGAGGAUUACGUGCACCGCAUUGGCCGCACCGCGCGCAGUACCAACAAAGGUACCGCGUACACGUUCUUCACACCAGGAAACCUGAAACAAGCCAGGGAGCUUAUCAAAGUGUUGGAAGAAGCCAAUCAAGCCAUCAAUCCAAAGCUGAUGCAGCUUGUGGACCACAGAGGAGGAGGAGGUGGUGGUGGAGGAGGUCGUUCUCGUUACCGAACGAGCAGUUCAGUAAACAACCCUAACCUGAUGUACCAGGAAGAGUGUGACAGGAGGCUCCGGGGAGUGAAAGAGGGCCGGAGAGACUCAGGUGGCUUCAGAGACCGUGAGCGUGGUGACAGUUACGCCAACGGAGCCAACAAGACCUAUGGCAGUGCCUACGGGAGCCCAAAUUCCGCUUUUGGGGCAGCACAGAGCCAGUAUGGUUACACUCAAGGGAGCUAUGGAGCAGCUGCCUAUGGCACGAGUGGCUAUGGCACUGCGGAGUACAGUGCUAGUGGCUAUGGUGCCAGCACCACAGCUGCCACCGCUGGGAGAACCUCACAGAGCACUACCCAACAGCAGUAUGCAGGGAUGGUGGGGCGCUCAGGCCAGCAGCCGCAGCCGCUCAUGUCACAACAGUUUCCUCAGCCCCCUGCCACUAAUGUGAUGGGCUAUAUGGGACAGACUGCCACCUACCAGUACCCACCCCCGCCCCCACCCCCUCCACCCUCACGCAAAUGAGACCACUCGCCUGCUGGUGACCAGUGUUAGACCUCUUGCAUUUAAAGGAACCUUUUCUUUCUCUUCUUUCCCAUUGUGAUGUCUCUCUCAUGCAGGCUAGGCUUAGAAUUCACCGUUCCAAUCCCUUGAGCCCAUCGAAAAUGGCCCCCAGUAAUCCACAUUACUGACCCUAUCUUUUUUUUUUCCUUUUUUUUUUUUUUUUUUUUAAAAAGAGAUAUAUAUAGUUGACUGGAAAAUUUAUUAUUUUUUGUCUUGCAUGUUGAGGAAAUUGGAAAUUUUAUUUUCUCUAAAAUAAAUGAGUAUAAGGCAGAUAGGUCCCAGCUCGAUCAUCUUGGUGUCUAAGGUUUGUGUGAAAAAAAAAACCAACUUGCUUUGAGGGGAGGAAGUUUCUAUUCUGUAAUACAUUAACUUAAUUUCAGGAAGUAUCCAGAGAGGUGGGAACCUUUGGGGAGCCAAAAAGCAGUUCAUUUAACACGAUAAAUGCAAGGGAGCAAUGCUCGCUUUUCCUAAUCUUAAUAUAUUUUUUUAAAGUAGCUCACUAUUGUUGCUUGUAAUCUAUCAUAGGUAACUCUCUAUAGGAAAACUCUGCUCGUUUGUCUCAGUGCAGUGGUGUUCUGAGUAAAUUGUUGGCAUUCUCUGCAGCUCUGGUAGCAGCAGCCCAUCUUCUGGUACCUGUAGGAGGUAUCUGCAGUAGGGAGGUUGAGAUUAAAACCCCUGUGUUGAAGACCAAACUUGUCUCGCAUUCAAUACCUGAAAACUAGGUAAAGUCACUGUAGGGCAUUACUGCUGUGGUGUUCAGCCAAGUAAGUCCUUUCUCUUGCAGUUGUUAAACUGCACAGUCGUUAAUGCCUGAAACCUGGCUACCCUUAAACUAGUUUCUGCUCUCAAGUUCCUACUGUUGGGUUUAUGGAGAUAAGUCUUAUUUGAGAGCCCAGAAACCGAAUGGAAUGAAGACCACCAACAGCGUAUCUUGUUUGUCUUUCCUUGGUGAACAAAGUCACUUCUUGCCAUGGGAAAUGCUCUGAAUGCUGCUACACUGAGCAAAAUGGGAUGGAGUUUUCCACCUCUAUAAGGUUUGAAUAGGGUGGGUUGAGGGGACGGGCGAGGGGAGGAAGGGCGGAGGAGGAGAUUGCCUGGAAUCUCCUUUCCACGAGGUAAGGAGUGAGCUGGUUAGUGCAUCUUAAUUCUGAAGCUUUCUUUCUUUUGUACCUUGCUCUGACUAUUGCUUUUCCUGGCUUUUGAGUGCAUUUCCCCGUUCCAUUGGUCCCUUUGAGCUCAGCUCUUGCAGGUAGGUAGCAUUUUAGAAAAUGUUAGAGAAGAGUGAAAUUUUAGUAAAUAAGUAAAUAAAUUGUUUAUUUUACAGGCUAAGGUGGGUGUGUGUGUUGGGGGGGAGGGUUUCCCCUUUAGUAAAGCAUGUUGUCGACUUGUUAUUUCUAAUAUGAGACGGUUCAGAGAUGGUAGAUGAUGAGAGAAGUUAGCCGCUCCGUAUCUGAUAACGUGACAAAAGGAAUGGAUACAUCUCCUGGUUUGUGAGGCAUGAACUUUGCAUUAGGAAAAUGCAGAUCCUUGGGUUGUUGGUUUGCUGGGGGGGGGGGUUUCUGUUGUUUUUUUUCUUCCUCCCUGUCGACAUUCUUGCAUAUGGAUGAGCAAGGCAGCCCACCCCUUCCUAACAGAGUGGAACUACUUACAGUCCAGGCAAAAAGCUUGCUUAUACAGAUUAUUUUUUUUGUUUUAAAUUCCCAGAGUAUUAAUUUUGUGAUCUAAAUGCACAUUGGUUUGUGCAGCACACAGGUAGGUUGCUGACACAGAGGGAGAAGGGAGAGAUUUUUUUUCCAGACCCUUGCUUCCCUCAUCCCCUCUUCAAAUUCCAUUGCUUAGGCGAGCAAUGAAAGCCAGAAACAUUUCAUUUAGCCGGGCACUGACUGAUCUGUCUUUGGCCUCCCUCACAAGCAAGCGUAGAGGUUUAUUAUUAUUAUUUUUAAUGCAGAAAUGUGUCUGAGGGGUGUAGGAGUAGGGCAUCUUGCUGACUGGCUUUAGAAAGGGUCUCUGGGCCACCGAAGCUGCCUUAUAGUUUGCUAUCGCUUUUACUUCAUUUGGGGGGGGACUUGUGCACAUGUAAACAUACACAUGCCAAGUCUUGCAGUGCUUUAUUGUUACUGAGGUCAGCUGAAGUCCAGGGUCUGGGUUCAGUUUGGAGUGUUAAGCAGAUUGCUGAGCGCUGAAACGCACCUUGGCACGUGCUGCCCCUGUCCCACCUGGUGCUUGCUCCUCUGUUCCAACACCAGCUGGAGGGCCCUUGUUGAUAAGCAUUAGCCUCUGGUAUGGUUUGCGUUUGUUUUCAAUCUGUAACAAGUUCUGUGGGAGUGUCGUAAGGACUCGGGUGUCUCCUCCCCUCCCACUUCCUGAAGCAAUUUACUGUUUGGACUUCUCUGAGCAAUGGAAGGGUUAGUGGCUUUGUGUGGGACCAGCAUCUCGUUUCACACGUUUGCUGGUCUCUGAACACAUUCCUGUUGUAUUAACCAAGACUUGAAUUGAGAGAUUCAUAGAUCCGUGGUGUUCAGGCACAGGAUACUAAGAGCUAUGUUACUAUUCUUAGUUUGUAAAUUGUCCUUUUGAUACCAUCUUGUUUUCUUUUGUAGGUAUAAAUAAAAACACUGUUGUCAAUAAA
Molecule: messenger RNA, 4627 nt
Organism: Lagopus leucura (white-tailed ptarmigan)
Lineage: Eukaryota; Metazoa; Chordata; Aves; Galliformes; Phasianidae
Gene: DDX17
Product: DEAD-box helicase 17
Exons: 12
Biological process (GO): alternative mRNA splicing, via spliceosome
Cellular component (GO): cytoplasm; ribonucleoprotein complex; nucleus
Molecular function (GO): RNA helicase activity; RNA binding; ATP binding
Source: RefSeq, a predicted model, not a curated record